AUGGCUACCACGAAGACUCAAGCCAAGACAGCAUUCCUCCUGUUGAAUCUAGUCUUCUUCACGUUCGCCUCUGGGCAACUGCUGAACCUUCCUGGCCUCAGGUGCGUCAACGAGACCCAGAAACUAGCCGACUGUGCCCUUCUGCUCCACAGUAUCGGAUUCGAUCCCGUUCGUCCCCUUAAUUCCCGCCUUCGCCCCUGUUGCUCUCUUUUGAUGAAUCUUACGAGUGCGGAUGCGUCCCUGUGCCUCUGCGUCGCGGCAAAGCUUAACCUGCUUGGUCCCAACAUCAGCGUCCCUGUUGACAUCCUUCUGAUACUGCGUAUCUGCGGCAAGCCGGUGCCCUCCGACUUGCCUUGUACAUAA
Molecule: messenger RNA, 363 nt
Organism: Spirodela intermedia
Lineage: Eukaryota; Viridiplantae; Streptophyta; Magnoliopsida; Alismatales; Araceae
Source: the annotation of a GenBank genome assembly